CCCAGGAGAGCAGAAGGCAGAUAUGGACCAGGGUGGAAGGACAGUUCUGGAGCUGAUUUCAGAAAUAUAACCUUCAACACCACCAUGCAAGGACUUCACAAGGACCACACUGACAGUCCCAAGGGAAACAGAAUAGAGACGGGGAGAGGGCAGGAUCCACCAGCUCUCACUCAGCACAUUUCACCUGGAAGCCCCAGGAGUCCAGAAGAGGAGCUGCCACUUCGGACACCGUCUCCUUUGCAGAGGAUCUAUUAGUCUUUCUGCUGGAUUGUAACUCAGAGGACAGCUGAUCAGCUUGCGGCAUGUGUACUUCACCUGCGGGGAAGCCAGGCACCGGGCAGCAGCCCGUGGCGCGGUGAUAACCCUGCUCUGAUGCCAUUUCGGAUGUCCCGGUGAGAACUCUUAGAGAUGCCUAUUCUCUCCAGAGGCAGUGACCAAGACUAUAGUAACAUUAGCUACACUUCCUGUAAUUCCUUGAGCCGCUUCUUUCCUGUCUCCGUUGAAACCCCUUCUGUCAAAGGGGUCCAUUACCAAAGAGCCAGGAGGAUUUACCAUCCUGAUCAAGUCUCUGCAGUCGAUCUAAAGACAGAGAUCAUGAUAAAUGUUGGAGGCAUCAAGUACCUGCUACCUUGGAGUACUUUAGAUGAAUUUCCUCUGACCAGACUGAGCAAACUUAAGUUUUGCAGCAGCUAUGAAGAAAUAAUACAGCUGUGUGACGAUUACGAUGAAGACACCCAUGAGUUCUUCUUUGACAGGAACCCCAAUGCUUUUGGGAUGAUUGUCAGCUUUCUAGCAGCAGGGAAGCUGAUGCUCUUAAGCGACAUGUGUGCCUUGUCUUUUCAGGAGGAGCUGAGAUACUGGGGGAUUGAGGAAUCCAACCUGGAGAACUGCUGCUUUCGAAAACUAUUUCAAAAACUGCAGGAGCUGGCUGAGGUACGCAAAGAAGAGGAGCUUCAGAGGAGCAAAGAAGCUACGUGUGUCUUGGAUGAGAAAACCAAAUUCGGACAGUUUAUGAACAGACUCAGAGAUAUGGUAGAAAAUCCCCAGUCAGGACUCCCAGGGAAAGUCUUUGCUUGUCUCUCCAUUCUCUUUGUGGCCACCACAGCUAUAAGCCUUUGUGUUAGCACAAUGCCAGACUUAAGAGCUGAAGAAGACAGGGGCGAGUGUUCCCAGAAGUGCUAUUACAUCUUCGUCAUAGAGACCAUCUGUGUGGCGUGGUUUUCCCUGGAGUUCUGCCUCCGAUUCAUCCAGGCAAGGAGCAAGUGUCAGUUCUUCAAAGGACCCCUAAAUAUAAUUGACUUCUUGGCUAUUUCACCCUAUUAUGUUUCCCUCAUCUUGUCAGAGGAUGACUCAAAUGAGGAGGACGACAGGCCAAGCAGUAACACAUAUUUGGAGAAGGUUGGUUUGGUGCUACGGGUUUUACGUGCCUUGAGGAUCUUGUAUGUAAUGCGCCUUGCCCGACACUCCUUGGGCUUGCAGACUUUGGGCCUCACAGUUCGGAGAUGCACACGGGAAUUUGGCCUGCUUUUACUCUUCUUAUGCGUGGCUGUCACUCUGUUUUCUCCUUUGGUCUAUCUUGCCGAGAACGAAUCUGGGAAGGUGCUUGAAUUUACAAGCAUACCCGCUUCUUACUGGUGGGCUAUCAUUUCAAUGACCACUGUGGGGUAUGGAGAUAUGGUACCACGAAGCGUCCCAGGCCAGAUGGUGGCUCUCAGCAGCAUCCUCAGUGGGAUUCUCAUCAUGUCUUUUCCUGCAACAUCAAUAUUCCACACUUUCUCCCAUUCCUACUCGGAGCUGAGAAAGGAACAUGAACGACUGCAGUCUCGGCUAAACAGAGGGAAAAACGGCAAUAACUCUGAUGAGAGCGACACCUUCAACGAGACAGACAGCUUGAUCCUGGAGGAUCAAGCAUCACCAAUCAAAUACAUUUACACAGGGAACUAAGCCGGGUUGUAAAGCAUUUCCAAGAACAGGAAUAGGAAUAUACACAUACGUACAUCAACAUAAUACACAAAACAAUGCAACAACAUAGGUUACGAUGCUAUUCUCCUCUGCCAGCACAGGUAUAAUAAGCAGCCAAGCCAACACAGCUAGCUCCAACACAUCAUUAUGGAGCUGGAGGUUUUGAGAAUGUCAAAAGUCAGAGUUUAUUCAAUAAUAAAUAUUCAUUCUUCUCUAUAACUAAUAAGAAUAAACUUUGUCUCUGCCAGUCAUGUAUCUUGCUGAAUGCCUAAUACUGAAAGAGUAACAAACAAAACAGCUUCUGCUGGCACAAAUACACUUGUUAUUUUACUUGCCUUUGAAUUUCUAAUAUUCUUGCAAUUAACAUCUUAAGCCAAGCAUUAGAAUGCAUUCUUUCAGGGCUAUGCACCAGUGUUGUUUAUACAAUGCUCAUCCACCAGGCAUAUAGAAGAAGCCUCAAUACAAAUGUGAAUUCUGCAUCUAAAGCCACUAAUAAGCUUAAAAUAAAAGCACUGUAUGUGAAAGCUUUCAAAGUUUGCCUGUGGCCAGAAGAUCAAUCUAUAAAUAACAAAUUGCACUGCUAUUGUAUAAAAUACAUAGUGCUUGCAAGAGAGUUUGCUUGAAAUGCAGCUGCAGUCUGCAAACUGUAAACAUUUCAUACUAGACAGCAAAAGUUUUCAAACUUCUUUUUCAUAUACUUAUUUAAAAUAAUAAUGAGGAAUAAAAAGCCCCAAGCUUAUUGACCAUAUUAAAAUGAGUUGGUGUUAUCUUUUUCACUGAAUGGUGAUGGCUUCUCUGGAAGAAACAUAAAAAAAAAAAAAUACAGUUAUUGAAAAUGAGAUGAUAGCUCAGAAGUAUCCAAAGGUAUAAAUACUAAAGAAUGAGGCAAAUGACUGCCAGAGAGGCAAUGGGGAAGAUGCCCUAAUGCAAAUGGAAGAUGUCCUUUUUGGAAUAUCCAAGCACAGCCAGCAGAAAGCGACAGGACCACCCAGAAGUGAGCAAUGCUACUUCAUGGGAUAGUCUAGAUGAUCUUCUACAAUUCCACCUUUUAGAUGCUGUGAAUGCAGUCAGUGAAAACUGAUACCAAGUCGGGAAGCUGGGUCUGUACAAACACCUGUGUGUCCAGGGCCUGCCUCGACUCACAGGACUCUGACAUGCUGAACGUUGGACACAUUUAAGUACUGAGAUGAAUCAAGGCCUGAAUUAUUUUUUUAAUCAGAUUUUCAGCAUUCAUUAUUCCGUUUCUUAAAUCUCACCAAGGUCCCUAUGACCUUGUGAUGGAGCAAAGCUCAGUGGAGUGACCAUUCAGUUCAGUUUUCAGCAGGCACCACUGCUGCACAGUACGGCGCAGUCUGGAGCCCAGGGUGACCCGUCUCCCACGUGGACAUGCAGACACAGUCCCUUGCAGUUAUGCAACUUUAUGCCGGCAUUUGGGAGUUUCGGUUUUUAGAUACUAUCCUCACUGCACAGCUUAAGUACAGAAAAGCACAGUUGCUGGCACAGUUUGGAUCACAUGACUCAAAUUAAUCUCUUAGAUUUAUCUUGCCACUGACCCUAUGAUGUAAACCAGCGAAACUGUAGCAGAUUAUAGAUGGGAUGUUCCAACACAACUGGAACAGGUCAACACUAGAUAACAAGCGCUUAUAUUUGCCACAUAAAGGAUAAGGCUGGAUUU
Athene cunicularia (burrowing owl) is the source of this 3637-nucleotide messenger RNA. RefSeq names its product potassium voltage-gated channel modifier subfamily G member 4 (gene KCNG4). Gene Ontology annotation, molecular function: delayed rectifier potassium channel activity. The transcript has 6 exons. The record is from RefSeq and is a predicted model, not a curated record. NCBI's taxonomy places the organism in Eukaryota, Metazoa, Chordata, Aves, Strigiformes, Strigidae. The coding region runs from base 409 to 1944 and encodes 511 amino acids. Gene Ontology annotation, cellular component: membrane; voltage-gated potassium channel complex. Gene Ontology annotation, biological process: potassium ion transmembrane transport; protein homooligomerization.